This is a messenger RNA of Nerophis lumbriciformis (worm pipefish), 1175 nucleotides long. RefSeq names its product RNA polymerase I and III subunit C (gene polr1c). Lineage: Eukaryota; Metazoa; Chordata; Actinopteri; Syngnathiformes; Syngnathidae. The record is from RefSeq and is a predicted model, not a curated record. Gene Ontology annotation, biological process: DNA-templated transcription. Gene Ontology annotation, molecular function: protein dimerization activity; DNA binding. Gene Ontology annotation, cellular component: RNA polymerase I complex; RNA polymerase III complex.
UAUUUGGUUCCGGUGUGAUUGCUGCACAGACUGUAGUUAUGGCGACGUUCAGGAAAAACGUGGAAGAAAUUCGAAAUCGAGUUGUUUUAAGUGAAUUCGUCGUGAGAAAUGCUCAUACAACUGAUUUCCCUGGAAACUAUCCUGGCUAUGAUGAUACUUGGGAUAUGCAGAAAUUUCAAAAGAGUUUCAAAAUUGAUGUUGUGCAGCUGAAUGAGAACUUUAUGGAGUUUGACAUGGUGGGGAUCGAUGCAGCCAUUGCCAAUGCCUUCAGAAGGAUCUUAAUAGCGGAGGUACCCACCAUGGCUAUUGAAAAGGUUUUUAUUUAUAACAACACGUCUAUUGUCCAAGAUGAAGUGCUGGCACAGAGACUAGGUCUCAUCCCCAUCAAAGCUGACCCCUGCCUGUUUGAAUACAGAAGCACCGAUGAAGACUCUGCAAAGGAGGAAGAGUCAGAAAUAGACACAAUCAAACUACACCUAAAGAUUAGAUGUAGCAGGAACCCCAGAACAAGCAAGGAUUCUUCUGAUCCACGGGAACUCUAUGAAAAUCACGUCGUUUAUUCCAGAGACAUAAAGUGGGUUCCCAUUGGUAACCAGGCUGACGUGUUUGCCGACUCCAACAUUGGACCAGUCCAUGAUGACAUCCUGAUAGCGCUGCUACGUCCAGGACAGGAACUUGACAUUAUCAUGCACUGCGUCAAAGGAAUUGGGAAGGAUCAUGCAAAGUUCUCUCCAGUGGCCACCGCAAGUUAUCGCCUCCUGCCAGAGAUCACACUCCUGGAUAGAGUUGUGGGAGAGAAGGCAGAGCGUCUUAAACAAUGCUUUUCACAAGGAGUUAUAGAGCUGGAAGAUAUUCAUGGGGAAAAGGUUGCAAAAGUAGUGAACAGUCGCUCGGAUACAUGCAGCAGAGAAGUUCUACGUCAUGAUGACCUAAAGGACCUGGUGAAGCUUGGAAGAGUGCGAGACCAUUUCAUCUUUUCUGUGGAGUCGACCGGAAUCCUGCCGCCGAAUCUGCUUGUAACAGAAGCUAUCAAAGUUCUUAUGGCCAAGUGUCAGCGAUUCCUCAGUGAAAUGGACACGACUAACGUAGAGUGAACGAAAGAGAUCUGCUCCAACUAAAUCUUACUCUAUGAAAUUGUUUAAACUUGCUUUUGCAAUAAAACUAUUAAAACUUAA